UCGUUGCUUCGUUCAGCAGAAUUUCCGAGAGCUGAAGAAGAAGAGGGAGGAAAGAGAAGAGAAGAGCGAAGAAGGUUUAAAGAAGGGAACGACUGAGGUGUGGGACUAAACCUGAGCAACUAAGUGCUGCAUUUUAAAGGUAAAGAACAAUUGGAGGAAGAGAAGAAGACCAGACAGAGGAUAGGAAGAAGAGAGAAGGGAGAGGAGGAAGAGGAGGGAUUUUUGAGAAAGCAAGAGAGCCACUGUGAAAGAGAAGAGAGGAAGAAAGAAGUCAGUGCAGAGUGCAGAAAGUUAUCCAGAUUCCCCGAAAGAGCAAAAAGAGGAGAGCAGAAUCUACAGCCGACACAUAAACCUUGGUCAGCCAUCCAUCAUCCGGGAUGGACAAAGUGGAGCGAGUGAUGAAGAUGGUGAAGAGGAUGUCGCCGAGAAAGAAGAGGAGAGAAGGAGGAGGAGUGAAAGGAGGAGGGCCAGGAGAGCUGGAGAGCCCGGACACCCUGUGCGACGAACUCUGCCGCUUCAGCCUCUGCAUUGGCGAUGACGGGCCGUAUGGGAAAACUAAAGAUAUCUCUGGACCAGAACAGAACAUGGCCUCGAGAAGACACAGUAUACCAGAAGCUCUGCGGGGGGUGACCAUGGUGGAGCUGGUGAAGAAAGAAGGAAGCACUCUGGGCCUCACCAUCUCAGGAGGAACCGACAAGGACGGGAAACCGCGGGUAUCGAACCUGCGGCCCGGAGGACUGGCGGCCAGGAGCGACCAGCUGAAUGUCGGUGACUACAUCAAGUCGGUGAACGGCAUCAAUCUGACCAAACUGAGGCACGAAGAGAUCAUCAGCUUACUGAAGAACGUAGGGGAGCGAGUUCUGCUGGAGGUGGAGUAUGAACUGCCCCCUACAGCACCAGACAGCACCUCUGGGCUUAUAUCAAAGACAAUCGACAUCUGUUUGCACAAAGAGGGGAGCAGCUUUGGUUUCGUCAUGAGGGGUGGUACCCACGAAGACUGGCACAAGUCCCGCCCUCUAGUGGUCACCUACGUCAGGCCGGGAGGUCCUGCAGACAGAGAGGGAAUGCUGCGUCCAGGGGACCGUCUCCUCAGCGUGGACGGCGUGCCGCUGCACAACGCCAACCACUGCGACGCCCUCAGCGUGUUGGCUCAGUGCGGCCAGGAAGCCUUGUUCCAGAUAGAGUAUGACGUCACUAUCAUGGACACGGUGACGAACGCAUCCGGGCCGCUAUUAGUGGAGAUUAUCAAGUCGCCAGGAGCCACGCUGGGUAUCACGCUCACAUCCGCCAAUCAUCGAAACAAGCAGGUCAUUGUCCUUGACCGGGUUAAACCUGGAAGCGUGGUGGACAGAUGUGGAGCAUUGCAUGCUGGAGAUCAUCUGCUGUCCAUAGACGGGACAUCGACAGAACACUGUACGGUCCUGGAGGCGACGCAGCUGAUAGCGAGCACGACAGAACUGGUGAAGUUAGAAAUACUUCCCUCCCAUCAAACAAGGCUAACUGGGAAGCAGCACGACACAGUGAAGGUUCAGAAAUCGGACCACCCCCACUCCUGGGACCCCUGUGUGAACUACUGUCACCCUUCCAACUCCAGCCUCUGCAACACAAGCGCCACCCUCAACAAGUCGUGGACCGCCUCAAAUAACAACACCAUCAACAGCCUCGACUACUGCAAGUCUCUGGUAUCUGUCAAUUUCUCUCCCGGCUCGACGACUACAUCGGGCCCCAGCAGCCAGAGCUCCAGCACCCUGCCGAGGCCUUCAGUUCCCAUGAGUCCACGAAACUCGCUGCUCAAACGACGGCAGAGGAAGAAAGAGCACAAAAGCUCCUUGUCUCUGGCGUCCAGUUCAGUGGGUCCGGGUGGUCAGGUGGUUCAUGUAGAGACCAGUGAAGUCGUCUUAACUGGUGACCCACUCAACGGCUUCGGUGUCCAGCUGCAGGGAGGAAUAUUCGCCACGGAAACGCUGUCCGCACCCCCGCUUAUCCGAUUCAUAGAGCCCGACAGCUCUGCAGAGAGGUGUGGCCUGCUGCAGGUUGGAGACCGCCUCCUGUCAAUCAAUGGAAUUCCCACAGAAGAUGGAACCCUGGAGGAAGCCAAUCAGCUGCUCCGAGACGCGGCGCUGACCAAUAAGGUCUCAUUGGACAUUGAAUUCGAUGUAGCAGAGUCGGUGGUGCCGAGCAGUGGUACGUUCCACGUCAAACUGCCGAAGAAAAGAGGAGUGGAGCUGGGGAUCACCAUCAGUGUCAGUAAGAAGCCCGGAGAGCCCCUCAUCAUUUCAGACAUCAAGAAGGGCAGCAUGGCCCACAGAACAGGAACACUGGAGCCGGGUGACAAGCUGUUGGCCAUCGACAACAUCAGACUGGAGAACUGUUCCAAAGACGACGCAGAGCAGAUCCUGCAGCAGUGUGAGGAGCUGGUCAAACUAAAGAUACGGAAAGAUGAAGACAACUCAGAUGAGCAGGAGACGUCAGGCAGCAUCAUCUACACAGUGGAGCUGAAGAGGUACGGAGGCCCUCUGGGUAUCACCAUCUCAGGCACCGAGGAGCCCUUUGACCCAAUCACUAUAUCAGGCCUGACCAAGAGAGGCCUGGCCGAGAGGACAGGAGCUAUUCAUGUAGGUGAUCGGAUCCUGGCUAUCAACAGCGUCAGUUUGAAAGGCAAGCCCCUGAGUGAAGCUAUCCACCUGCUGCAGAUGGCUGGAGAGACGGUCACCCUCAAGAUAAAAAAGCAGCUUGACAAUGUAGAGGACAGCAAGGCAGCAGAGGCAGAGGACACAACAGAGAAUGAAGUCAGUGACCCCGAGGAGGAUGAUUUGACGGACAGCCAACAGACCAAUAAGCUUUCAGAGCUUUACUCCACAACCAUACCCAGCGUAGACUCUGCCAUGGAGUCAUGGGAUGGCUCAGGGAUGGACGCCGGCUAUGGCAGCCAGGGUACUUACAACCACCAGGCAGCUGGUAUCGCCCUCCACCCCCAUGAGUGGCGUAGUGCCAAGCAGCAGCGCAGCACCACACCUCCUCCUGGACGCCGGAAGAACUACCCUUUCAGUGACGGAGGCUUCAGUGAGGAUGAAUGGGACAAACCACCUGGAUUUAUUGGCCAACAACCAGACGGUAUUCUGUUGGACCCCGAUGACAGUUUCUGGUGUCAGGCGCUUGAGGACCUGGAGACCUGCGGCCAAUCAGAGCUACUCAGAGAGAUAGAGGCAUCCAUCAUGACGGGAACAGCUAUCAGUCUGGGUGUCGAAGGUGUCAACAAGCCUCCAGCUGAGACCAUCCUGAGCCACAGCAGGAUGAGCCCACUGCGGAGAAAUUCACUCCUGCACCAUGGAAACCUGCUCCACCAGGGUACACACCUCCACCAGGGCUCCCAUCUGCACGAACAGGCCCACCUGCAUGAAGAGGCCCAACUCCACCAAGAUGUGCACCUGCUCCAGGAGGCCCAUUUCAACCAUGAGGCCCACCUGCACCAUGAGGUCCACCUGCACCAGGCGGCCCACAUUCACCAAGAUAACCAAUCCUCUCUUCUGCACCAUGAGCCCAAGUCAAAGGCCUCAUUGAGAGUGUCAGAAAGGACGUGGGAGUCUCGUCGGAUCAAAGAGGAGAUGCAGGGGAUUUUGUCCCCAACGCCUUUGGAGCUGCAUAAAGUAACGGUAGUAAAGGACCCGGAGAUCGACGACUUUGGCUUCAGCGUGUCAGACGGCUUCUUGGAGAAAGGAGUUUACGUCAACAUGAUCAGACCUGACGGGCCAGCCGACCGGGCCGGGCUUAAACCCUACGACAGGAUCCUGCAGGUGAACCACGUGAGGACCAGAGACUUUGACUGCUGCCUGGCGGUGCCUCUGAUCACAGAGGCUGGGGACAGACUGGAGCUGGUCAUCAGUCGCAACCCACUGGCAAAUGACGACGACGACACAGAGGACAAUAACAACACUUUCGACCACCCGCUAGACCUGUAACACACACACACACACACACACACACACACACACACACACACACACACACACACACACACACACACACACACACACACACACACACACACACACACAAAAACACAGACAGAUGUAUCUCUAGACAUACACACCACAUGCAUUCACUCUGCCACACACAGGCAGCAGACAUACUAUAACUGGUGAUGAAGUGCAAAGUUAUAUCUACUGGAACUGGCCAAAACACACACACACACACACACACACACACACACACUCCACCGGCUUGCAAUAAUUCUAUUUAAACACAGAGACUCCUUCAGGAACAAACACACACUGUGACUUGCAUGCUCACACAAUGGCCCCUUCCCAUUCACACUCGGUUGAACUGCUGUCAUACAGUAUAACACUCGAUGGAAGGGCUGGAGUCAUGCAGAGAAACCACCAAGGACACUCUCAUUAAGGCUCGCUGGGAGUCCAAUGUUUUUCCAACAUAAACAACCACUGACUUGGCACUUUAACCAGCCAUUAACUGAUUCGGACUUACGUAAAACAAAUUCAUAAAAACCUGCAAUUUUGGUGAGGUAAUUUCAGCAGUUUGUAAUGCAAGGUUUAUAGAAAUAUUUAGUGCUGGUGUUGCCAGAGGGAUCUGCCUUAUUACACAACUUUGCAAGGGAUUUGAGGAAAUCUGAGGUGAAACUGUAAUGAUAAAAUAGAAAAACUGCCUCGCUCAGUUUGCAGAUUCCAUCUGUUUUAAGAAAGGCUAUAAACACUCACUAGGAGAUUGAAACAACAGUUUAUACAAUGUAGCCAUUGUAGAAGUCCAUAUUGCUGCUAAGAAUCUGCUCAAUUCCCAAGAGUCAUUUUCUGGAAAAGGUCAAGUUUAGCUCUUUUUCCAGCUUUCACAUGAAGACUUCUAUAUUACAUACCUCUGCACAUCAUAAGGCCAGCGAUAGGACAGUGAUAUUAUAAAAAAAAAUCUAAAUGUGUGCCAUGAUUGCAAGUUCAAGACAAUGAUGUCAUCACA
Messenger RNA from Cottoperca gobio, 4962 nucleotides. It is a transcript of the gene grip2b, whose product is annotated as glutamate receptor interacting protein 2b. Gene Ontology annotation, biological process: neurotransmitter receptor transport, endosome to postsynaptic membrane. Gene Ontology annotation, molecular function: protein binding. NCBI's taxonomy places the organism in Eukaryota, Metazoa, Chordata, Actinopteri, Perciformes, Bovichtidae. The coding region runs from base 378 to 3959 and encodes 1193 amino acids. The record is from RefSeq and is a predicted model, not a curated record. The transcript is spliced from 25 exons.